UAGGUUUUCAUUCUGAUGUACGCCGGUGAUUUCGGUGACUGCAAGGAUCCUGCGAUAUUAUUAUUUGCUGCGAACGGUGUGGACCAUAUUUCGAGUUAACUGUAUUUUCAACAAACAUCCGACGCCUGUCGAUUGUAUUAUUAUACUCUCAACAUGAAUACUUUAUCAAUCGCAGUAUGCUGCUUGCUCGCGGUCGCCGGCACGUACGCAACUUUCGGCAAGGAACAUGUACAUAUUCGUGUGCAUGUACCAACCAUUGUGAAAGAAGUUUAUGUAAAAAAACCAGUUCAUCACUAUGAAUCCCAUGAUGAACAUUAUGAUCAUGGUAGCUCAUCCGGUGGUUAUGGAGGAUCAUCUAGUGGCUAUGGAGGAUCAUCCGGUAGUCACGGAGGAUCAUCCAGUGGUUAUGGAGGAUCCUCAAGUAGCUAUAUUGGUGGUGGAGGAGAUGACUCGUAUGAUGGUCAUGGAAGUUCUGGCAUUUACGAUUCUGGAUCAAGUGGGCAUGGUGGUAGCAGCUAUGAUGACAGUUCAUCAGGCAGUUACAGCAGUGGACCAUCUUCAUUGGAUGAGUAUGAUUCCAGUGACCAUGGUUCUUCAGGAUACAGCGGAUCUUCCGGUGGUCAUGGUGGUUCUUCGGGCGGCUAUGUUAGCUCACCAAUAAGUUACAGUAGUUCUUCGGGAAGCCAUGGUGGUUCGUCAGGAAAAUAUGGUGGCUCUUCUGGAAGUUACGGAGGCUCUUCCGGAGGUUAUGGUGGUUCUUCAAGUGGCAUUCUAUUUAGCGGGUAUUCUGCUGGACACCACAAAGGAUCAUCUGGUGGAUAUGGUGGAAGUUCUUCUGGAGGAUAUGGAGGCGGCUCAUUCGGUGGGGGACAUGGUGGAAGCUCAUCUGGAGGAUACGGGGGUAGCUCAUUCAGUGGAGGACACAGAGGAAGUUCAUCUGGAGGAUACGGAGGCAGUUCAUCAGGAGGAUAUGGUGGCAGCUCAUUCGGUGGAGCACACGGUGGAAGCUCAUCUGGAGGAUACGGAGGUGGCUCAUCUGGAGGAUACGGAGGUAGCUCAAUCAGUGGAGGACACGGAGGCAGUUCUGGAGGAUACGGAGGCAGUUCAUCAGGAGGAUAUGGUGGCAGCUCAUUCAGUGGAGCACACGGUGGAAGCUCAUCUGGAGGAUACGGUGGUGGCUCAUCAGGAGGAUAUGGUGGCAGCUCAUUUGGUGGAGGACAUGGAGGAAGUUCGUUUGGAGGGCUUGGGGGAGGUUCAUCUGGAGGAUACGGAGGAAGUUCAUUUGGAGGACACGGGGGUGGUUCAUCAGGAGGAUAUGGUGGAGGUUCAUCUGGAGGAUAUGGAGGUAGUUCAUUUGGAGGACUUGGAGGUAGUUCAUUUGGAGGACACGGAGGAAGUUCAUCUGGAGGAUACGGAGGAAGUUUCAGUUUCGAUGAUUUAUCUGGUAGUGGACAUGGUUCUAGUUCUGGUGGUUUUGGUGGUUACGCAGGUGGUAGUGGUGGAGACACUUAUUCAGCCCCGGGACAAGAUAGCUAUGGACCUCCAGGAAGCAGUUUCCCUUAUACUAAAAAAUAAGCCAUUGCGAAAUUUCAAAACAAAUAGGUUAUUUUAUAAUACGAAUUUAUGUUUAAAAUGU
Molecule: messenger RNA, 1636 nt
Organism: Sipha flava (yellow sugarcane aphid)
Lineage: Eukaryota; Metazoa; Arthropoda; Insecta; Hemiptera; Aphididae
Product: keratin, type I cytoskeletal 9-like
Exons: 4
Coding region: 154-1575 (473 amino acids)
Source: RefSeq, a predicted model, not a curated record